Astyanax mexicanus (Mexican tetra) is the source of this 2189-nucleotide messenger RNA. RefSeq names its product C2 calcium-dependent domain-containing protein 6. The transcript has 17 exons. Lineage: Eukaryota; Metazoa; Chordata; Actinopteri; Characiformes; Acestrorhamphidae. The record is from RefSeq and is a predicted model, not a curated record. Bases 281 to 1366 code for a protein of 361 amino acids.
UAAAGUAACAGUUUUUUGUUACCUUCUCAAGACGUUCUCUCGCUUUAGAGUGGCAGUCUAGGCCAUGUCUAUGUUUCAGACCAACAGUAAGAGACAUCAGCUGCUCAGCUCGCCAGCCAAUCAGCGCCUCUGUGGCGUGACGUCAUCAUAGUUCGGGGAGCGGUUCAAACGGACACGUCACAGCAGGUGAAGAAGCUGAGUGUUCUGAGCGCCGCGUCAGAGUGAAGUGUUCUACUGAAGGAGAAGCACUGAGGAAUGUGAGAACAGCACUUAAAUAGAAAUGGAUAUGAAACAGCAAAGCGAGCAGGAGUGCUCCCCCAGUCCCACAAGCUGUGGGUGCUGCAACUUUCACUUUCUCAGGUGGGCCCUCUUUCAUAGGAGGAUUGGCGUCCAGGACAGUCAGAGCGAGGACGACAAAACAAAGAGGCCCACAAAGAUGAGUGUACGGAGACUUAUUAAAAGACUCCAAAAAACAGGGCAGACUCCAGUAGUCGAGGUCAGGAAAGAUGUGAGAGGUGUGAGCUCUGAGUUGGAGAGCCUGCAGGAGUCUACUGAAUGCAGCUCCUCGUCUCAGCCUGGUCCGGAGGUGCAGGAGAAGAAGACAGUACCAUUAGUGCCACUCGGAGAGCCGGUGGGGGUGCUGUCAGUGACCAUCAAGAGCUGCAAAGAUUUGACUACAUUUACUUAUGUAAAGUCAGGAACACUGGGAGCUGUGAGGGUCACUUUUGGAAAACUGCAGAGAAGCACAAAACUGCAGCUCUACAAGGACCCCAUGAUCUUCAAUGAAAAGAUGCACAUCUCCGUUCAGAUCAGCAAGGAAGAUGUUUUUGGGGACAACGACUCCAGUGUUCUGAUGGUGGAUUUGCUUUGUGUUGAUGCUCAUACACGCGUCUUCAGAAUCAUGGGCAACGACACCAUUAGUCUAAUGGAAAUUUUAAAUAAUCCAUCACCAAUUUACUUGUUUGAUCUGAGGCUCCAAGAUCAAAAAGUUGGCACGGUGGACGCAGAGUUGGGGUUCACUUACGGCUUUAUGGGCUAUGGAUAUUCUCACCAGAUAACACACAGUGAAAAAACUGUAAAAAGUCUGGUGCAGAAAUCCUGCUUUCUCCGCUGCCCUCCUCCUGAGGAUCAAAGUGAUACACACGAUAAUGAUGUGAGCCCUUCUACACUGCCCCCAGUGGACCUCGACUCACUGAUACAGUCAGACUCAGUGAGUAGUUCUGAACCUGCAGGCCUAGUGGAACAAGCUAUAAGGAGGAGAGCCAGGCUUUCACGUCUACAAACUAAAUGGAAGACGUUGGAGAGCAGUGAGGACAGGCUGACAUUUCUGGAGAAUUUGAUCAUGAAGAAGGGCCCAUCUAAGUAGGAGGAAGGGAGGAGGAGAUAGAAAGCCAAGGAGGAUAAAGAAACAUCCUGGCCAUGUUCGCACCAUCUAACCGCCCCACCAAACACUGGUGAAGUCACUGUGCGGAAGUGAUCGGAGUGUUGGAUGCAGAACUGGCGGCCCCUUAUGGAUUCCUGGGCUAUGGAUUCUCACCUGAUAAAACAUGCAGGAAGAACUAUGACGAAUCUGGUGCAGAAAUCCUGCUUCCUCCGCUGCCCUCCUCUUGUGGAUCAAAGUGAUACACACGGUGAAGAUGUGAGCCUAAAGUUGUGAGAUGUGAGUUCUGAACCUGCAGGCCUAGUGGAACAAGCCAUAAGGAGGAGAACCAGAUAAAACACACAGGAACAACUAUGAAGAAUCUGAUUGACAAAUAAAUCCAAACCACUGAGACAUACCCACAUUCAGCUCCACAAUAAUUAGAAUAAUUCAUCUCUCCAUGUUUGAUCUAUAAUUUCAAAUUUAUCGCUGUUUCUGUCUCUCUGUUUCUGCUUGAGUGGGUGAGACAGCGAGGAGCAGUGAGUGCAGGACAUCCGCUGGGCUGUUAGACUGCAUAGAGAAGAGAUCAGCUUGGCUGAACUUGGUGUAGGCCGGGGUGAACAUAGGUUGUUGCGGCAACUGAGGAACCAUUGGAGGACUGCAAGACAAAAUAUAAAAAAGAGAACAGGAAAGAUGGAAAAACAGGAAAGAGUGAAAAAAGAACAGCAUUCAAGAUGAAGAUGUAACCAACCCAGCCUGGUUGCCAUCACUACCAUCACAACCUGUCUCCACUAAAUAGAGAUUUUAUUUAAAUAAAACCAAAGCAACA